GUCCUGGUCACUGGUCACCCACCCAUCACACCUCCAUUCGAAAGCGGAAACCUCCCUGAUUUCCCCAUCUCCUCCCCCAAAACCCUAGCACCGCUCCUCCUUCCCCAUGUGAUGGGAUGCCGUCCAAACCCUACCCCCAGCCCCUGACCGCCGCUGCCUCCUUCACCGCGACCUGGAUGUCCGCAUGGACGGCUUACGGGCCCUGAUCGCCGCCGGGGCCACCGCCGUCUGCUGCGUUGUCUGUGCCAUCUGGGCAUUCCGCUCCCCUUCCUCCUCUCCCCCCAAGAAGCACAUUCCUUCACGCUGCUGCGGCUGCGCUUCCUGUGGCUGCCACGCAAAUACCACUUUCUCCAGCGCCAGCGGCGAGAUGGCCGUCGGCGGGGAGAUGAACAAGGCGCCGGCGCCAGCACCUGCAACGACGGGCGCCUCCAUGAUGGAGCAGCUCGUGCCUGAGAUUACCACCCACGCGCUCAGCUACCUCGACUGUACUAGCCUCUGCCGCCUCUCGAUGACCAACUCAGCCAUGCGCCGUGCCGCCAACGACGAUGGGGCUUGGAAGGCGCUCUACCACAAGGAUUUUACAGCAGAGCAGGAUACUAUAACUCCACCUAACGGAUGGAAGGCAUACUAUGCAGCUACAAAGGCCAUCAUGAAUGUGAAUGCCGAGUUCUAUAAUAUCAUCAGGGAAGGAUCCUUGCCAGCAAUGAGUCACUUCUGGCUUAACUCAGACUAUGUAAAAUGCGUGCAUGCUACUGGAGAACUUUUUACAGGAUACAAUGCAGUGAUGAACAGCUGGGGCUUGUUAUUCAACUGGGGCCAAGAAGGAGGCCAGGGCACUGAUUUUCAGCUACGGGAUGUCGGAGCUCGUGUACUUGCUGAUGUAGCAUGGGUUAACAUGAAGGUUCAUGUCGAUGUUGACCCAGGGCCGUUCCAUGUGACCAAUGUAUACGAGUUCCGUAAUGGCAGGUGGUAUAUGGUUCAUCACCAUAGCUCGCUCAUGGCUGACCCAGCGCCACAUAACCUGUUUGGCUGAAUUCAACAACAAAGUAUCCUCCGCAGGAAAACUUCAUCACAGAUUGUCAUGUUGCCUCCUUCUGCAGUUUAGACUGGUAGUAGAUACUAAAUGUGUUUGUAGAGACCUUUUCUUCACCCUGUUUUCUCUGUUCAUUCAUCCUGAAUCACUGCUCUCUUUAUAUUUUGCCCAUCAGUUUUGUAUAAAUGUGUGAUCAUUGGAGGGUA
Molecule: messenger RNA, 1239 nt
Organism: Hordeum vulgare subsp. vulgare (domesticated barley)
Lineage: Eukaryota; Viridiplantae; Streptophyta; Magnoliopsida; Poales; Poaceae
Product: F-box protein SKIP8-like
Exons: 3
Coding region: 185-1033 (282 amino acids)
Molecular function (GO): protein binding
Source: RefSeq, a predicted model, not a curated record